CCCGCCCUUGCCGGGCGCCGCGGGCGGGUCUCUGCAGCGCCCACUGCGUCGGCCGGGCCGCAGGUGCCUCCCCUAACACUCGGCGUCCCGCCCCAGCUCCUCCGCGUCGGCCGUCGGUCGGUGCGUGCGUGCGCCUCUUCGGUCCGCGUGUGUCUGUCUGGCCGAGCGCCCCCCCUGCCGCAGCGGCCAUGCCUCCGCCGCCGCCUCCGCCGCCGCCGCCCCCAGGCCCAGAUCCCACCGGAGACCCCGCUGCGGACCCGUGCUCCGGGCCCGGAUCCUUGGUCGUCCUGUUCGGGGCCACAGCCGGUGCCCUGGGGCCGGACCUGGGCUCCGACGAGACCGACUUAAUCCUUCUAGUCUGGCAAGUGGUGGAGCCGCGGAGCCGCCAGGUGGGGACGCUGCACAAGUCGCUGGUUCGCGCCGAGGGGGCCGCCCUGAGCCCGCAGUGCCGCGAGGCGAGCGGCCUGAGUGCCGACAGCCUGGCGCGGGCCGAGUCGCUGGACAAGGUGCUGCAGCAGUUCUCACAGCUGGUGAGUGGGGAUGUGGCUCUGCUGGGCGGGGGCCCCUACGUCCUCUGUACUGAUGGGCAGCAGCUGCUGCGACAGGUCAUGCACCCCGAGGCCUCUAGAAAGAACCUGGAGCUCCCCGACACCUUCUUCUCCUUCUACGACCUCCGCAGAGAGUUCCACAUGCAGCACCCGAGCACCUGCCCUGCCAGGGACCUCACAGUGGCCACCAUGGCACAGGAUUUGGGCCUUGAGACAGAUGCCACUGAGGAUGACUUUGGGGUCUGGGAAGUUAAGACCAUGGUGGCUGUCAUCCUUCACCUGCUUGACGGACCCAAUGGUCAAUUAUUUUCCAAGCCUGAGGUGAUAAAGCAGAAAUAUGAGACGGGGCCUUGCAGCAAAGCUGAUGUGGUGGACAGUGAGACUGUGGUUCGGGCCCGAGGGUUGCCUUGGCAGUCAUCGGACCAGGACGUGGCUCGCUUCUUCAAAGGGCUAAAUAUUGCCAGGGGUGGUGUAGCCCUCUGCCUCAACGCCCAGGGUCGCAGAAAUGGUGAGGCCCUCAUCCGCUUUGUGGACAGCGAGCAGCGUGACCUGGCGCUGCAGAGACACAAGCACCACAUGGGAGUCCGUUACAUUGAGGUAUAUAAAGCAACAGGGGAGGAGUUUGUAAAGAUUGCAGGGGGCACAUCCCUAGAGGUGGCCCGCUUCCUGUCCCAGGAAGACCAAGUGAUCCUGCGGCUGCGCGGACUGCCUUUUUCGGCUGGGCCAGCAGACGUGCUAAGCUUCUUGGGGCCAGAGUGCCCAGUGACUGGAGGUGCAGAUGGACUGCUCUUUGUGCGCCACCCUGAUGGUCGGCCAACUGGUGAUGCGUUUGCACUCUUUGCCUGUGAGGAGCUGGCCCAGGCUGCCCUGCGCAGGCACAAGGGCAUGCUGGGCAAGCGAUACAUUGAACUCUUCCGGAGCACUGCAGCUGAAGUGCAGCAGGUCCUGAAUCGCUAUGCAUCCAGCUCACUCUUGCCUACGCUGACGGCUCCACUGCUGCCCAUCCCCUUCCCACUGGUGCCUGGGACUGGGAGGGACUGCAUACGCCUCCGAGGCCUCCCCUACACUGCCACCAUUGAAGACAUUCUGAGCUUUUUGGGGGAGGCAGCAGCUGACAUCCGGCCUCAUGGAGUGCAUAUAGUGCUCAACCAGCAGGGCCGGCCAUCAGGUGAUGCCUUCAUCCAGAUGAUAUCAACUGAGCGGGCCCUGGCUGCUGCACAACGUAGCCAUAAGAAGGUGAUGAAGGAACGCUAUGUGGAGGUGGUCCCCUGCUCCACAGAGGAGAUGAGUCGUGUGCUGAUGGGGGGUACCUUGGGCCGCAGUGGCAUGUCCCCUCCACCCUGCAAGUUGCCCUGCCUCUCUCCACCCACCUACGCUACCUUCCAGGCCACCCCAACUCUCAUUCCCACAGAGACAGCUGCUCUUUAUUCUUCGGCACUGCUCCCAGCUGCCAGGGUGCCUGCUGCCCCCACCCCUGUCGCCUACUACCCAGGGCCAGCCACUCAGCUCUACAUGAACUACACAGCUUACUACCCCAGCCCCCCUGUCUCUCCCACCACUGUGGGCUACCUUGCCACACCCCCUGCUGCCUUGGCCUCUGCUCCCACCUCAGUAUUGUCCCAGCCAGGGGCCUUGGUCCGCAUGCAGGGUGUCCCAUACACAGCUGGCAUGAAGGAUCUGCUCAGUGUCUUCCAAACCUACCAGCUCGCCCCUGAUGACUACACCAGUCUGAUGCCUGUUGCUGACCCAUCUCGCACUGUGUUACAAGCCCCCAAGGAGUGGGUGUGUUUGUAGAAGCCGGUAGGUAAGCUGGCUGCUGCCAAGCUAACAUGCCUUUCCUGCAUCCAGAGGACCACCACUCUCAACCCAGUGGUUUCUUUCUGACUUGCCAAAAUUUUCAUCAAGUAUCCAGGAGACCAAACCUAACUCCUCUUCCCACUAUUUCCCUGCCUGCUCAUCCCUGGU
Molecule: messenger RNA, 2513 nt
Organism: Ochotona curzoniae (black-lipped pika)
Lineage: Eukaryota; Metazoa; Chordata; Mammalia; Lagomorpha; Ochotonidae
Gene: ESRP2
Product: epithelial splicing regulatory protein 2
Exons: 15
Coding region: 189-2342 (717 amino acids)
Cellular component (GO): ribonucleoprotein complex
Molecular function (GO): RNA binding
Source: RefSeq, a predicted model, not a curated record